AAAUGUAGUAGCUGAACUCAUGUGUUUCUCGCGAUAAUCCCUGUUGUUUCAGGUGGAGUUGAGAAAAAAUUCUGGAAACAUGGCGGUCAGCAUCCGAGGCCGUCCGUCCCGAAGCAUUCGGAUGCGAGGUCGGAAUGACAGUGGGGAGGAAAAUGUACCGCUCGAUCUUUCCAGAGAUCCCUCCGAGAACCUUCGGGAGAUCCUUCAAAAUGUUGCCAAGCAACAAGGAGUCUCCAAUAUGCGCAAGCUUGGCCACCUGAACAACUUCAUAAAGCUUCUCUGCAAUGUCGGUCAUUCAGAGGAGAGACUUGGGUUGACAUAUGAAGAAAUAAUUGUUUGCCUACGUCUGGCGCUGCUGAACGAGGCUAAGGAGGUGCGCGCGGCCGGCCUGCGUGCGCUGCGCUACCUCAUCAGGGACAGCAACAUCCUGGAAAAGGUCCUCAGGCUACAGGUGGACUACCUGAUCGCCAGGUGCAUAGACAUCCAGCAGAAUAACGAGGUGGAGCGAACACAGGCGCUCCGGCUGGUGCGAAAGAUGAUUACUGUGAAUGCGCUGCUCUUCCCUUCCUCCAUCACCAACUCCAUCAUCGCCGUGGGCAACGAUGGGAGGCAGGAGCGAGACCGCAUGGUGCGCGCCUGCAUCGCCAUCAUCUGUGAGCUUGCCCUGAAGAACCCCAUGGUGGUGGCCCAGAGGGGAGGCCUCAGCACCCUCCUGAAGAACGUCAUCGACUGCCAGCUGAGCCGCAUCAACGAGGCCCUCAUCACCACCGUCCUGCACCUCCUCAACCACCCACACACUCGCCAGUUUGUGCACUCCGACGUGGAGCUGGAGCAAAUACUGGCACCCUACACAGACUUCCACUACAGACACAACUCGGACACAGCGGAGAGCCAGCUGAAAGAGGACCGUGAGGCGUGCUUCCUGGCUAGUAAGAUGUCCAUAGUAGCUUCCUUCCGCUCCUGGUCAGGCAUCAUUAACCUGUGCAAGUCAGGCAACUCUGGAAUACAGUCUCUGAUUGGCUUGCUCUGUAUUCCAAAUAUGGAGGUGAGGAAAGGCCUGUUAGAGGUCAUGUAUGAUAUCUUUCGUCUCCCUGUGCCAGUUGGAACUGCCGAUUUUCUAGAAGCACUUAACAGUGUAGAUCCCAGCAGGUUUCAAGACAGCUGGAGGUUGUCAGAUGGUUUCGUUGCUGCUGAAGCGAAAAUAAUCCUUCCACACCGAGCACGCUCAAGGCCUGACCUCAUGGAUAAUUACCUGGCUCUAGUCUUGUCGGCCUUCAUCAAGAGUGGACUGUUAGAGGGUCUCGUUGAGGUGAUCACCAGCAGUGAUGACAACAUCUCGGUACGAGCCAUGAUUCUCCUGGGCGAACUCCUCCACAUGACCAACACCAUCCUCCCACACAGUCACAGCCAUCACCUGCACUGUCUGCCCACUCUCAUGAACAUGGCCGCCUCCUUCGACAUCGCACAGGAGAAGAGACUACGGGCGAGCGGAGCGGUGAACCAGCUGAAGUGGUUUCACGAGAGGAAGAAGCGAAGGCCGAAACCCCACAGCCUGUAUCUCGACCACAUCGUCCUCAAGGCCGCGGCGUCGCAGCACUGUCGAGAGCAGCACUUCAGGCCCCAGAGAGACAUCAUCAAGGACACAGAAGAUUCCUUGUUGACGCACCUGAGAGACAGCCACAUCCUGAACCACAAGGAGAACCUGGACUGGAACUGGGUCCUCAUCGGCACCAUACUGAAGUGGCCAAAUGUUAGCCUGCGUAGCAAUAAGGAUGAACACAUGCACAAGUUCGUGCGGCGGCUGCUGUACUUCUACAAGCCCAGCAGUAAGCUGUACUCCAGCCUGGAGCUGGACCACCCCAUGGCCAGACAGCUCACCGUGGUGGGCUGUCAGUUCAUUGAGUUCCUGCAGGAGUCUGACGAGGAGGGCCAGGGUUACCUGGAGGAGCUGGUGAAGGACAUCGUCCACUGGCUGGCCUCCUCCUCUGGCCUCAAGCCCGAUCGCGGUUUCCAUAGCAACGGCCUGCUGACUACGCUCAGCCAGCACUUCUUCCUGUUCCUGGGCGCUCUCUCCGCCCACCCGCACGGCGUCAAAACGCUGGAGAAGUGCAGCGUCUUCCAGUGCCUGUUGAACCUCUGCACCCUGAAGAACCAGGACCCGCUUCUGAAGCUGACCGUGUCCACCCUGGACUACAGCCGCGACGGCCUAGCCCGCGUCAUCCUGUCCAAGAUCCUCACCGCAGCCACGGACAACUGCAGGCUGUACGCCACCAAGCACCUGCGGGUUCUCCUGAGAGCCAACGUGGAGUUCUUCAGCAACUGGGGCAUCGAGCUGCUGGUGACUCAGCUCCACGACCGCAACAAGACCGUCUCCAUGGAGGCCAUGGACAUCCUGGAUGAGGCCUGCGAGGACAAGGCCAACCUCCACGCUCUCAUCCAGAUGAAGCCAGCGCUCACACACAUGGGAGACAAAGGCGUGUUGCUGCUGUUGCGGUUCCUGUCCAUUCCUAAGGGGUUCUCCUACCUCAACGAGAGGGGGUACGUCACCAAGCAGCUGGAAAAAUGGCAGAAGGAGUACAACCUGAAGUAUGUGGACAUGAUCGAGGAGCAGUUGAACGAGGCUCUCACCACCUACCGCAAACCUGUGGAUGGGGACAACUACGUUCGCCGUAGCAACCAAAGGUUACAGAGGCCAAAUGUUUAUCUUCCUGUGCACUUAUAUGGCCAGCUUGUUCAUGAUAAGACAGGCUGCCAUCUACUGGAGAACCAGAACGUGGUUCCUGACCUGAGCUACACAGUUCGCUCCCCGAUGCUGGACCAAUGGGAGGACAUUAAGCAGCUGAAAGCCGCUCUGUGGGCAUUGGGCAACAUCGGGUCGACCAACUGGGGUCUGAACCUGCUGCAGGAGGAGGGCGUGAUCCCGGACAUGGUGGCUCUGGCCCAGCACUGUGAGGUCCUGUCUGUCCGGGGGACGUGUGUGUACGUGCUGGGCCUGAUCGGGAAGACCCGGCAGGGCUGCGAGCUGCUGAAGCAGCAGGGCUGGGACGCGGUCAGGCACGGCCGGAGCACGCCCUGGCCCGUGGUCCCCGAGGAGGUGGAGCCUCACCCCGCUGCCCCGCUGUCGUCCGGGCCCAGCACCCUCAGCCUCACCUCCGAGUCCACCAGCUCCCAGCACAACAGCGAGAGCGACUCCACGCAGCCCAGUGUGUACCUCCUGGAUGACGAGAGGCAGGACCCGUCGGAGCCCCCCCUCUACAUCCGCCCCAAGCUGCUGAAGGACCGCAUCCCCUUCACCCUGCUGGCCUCCAGCCGCUUCCGCACCCGCCUGCUGCACUCCCUCUCGCUGUCCGGCAAGAAGCUCCGCAGCGGCGACGCCAAGCCCGCUGGCCAGGGCCGCGGCCCGGAAGGCAAGCCCGGCCGCAAGCGCACCGUCACGGAGCCCUCGUACGGCCUCGGCACCGCCGACGUGUUCCCCGUCUGCGACGAGGGCGAGGGCCGCCUGGCCGACAGCCCCUCGGUGUCCCUGGAGACGUCGUUCGUGGGCGUCAAGUCCGCGGAGGGCCGGGGAAGCACGCCCAGCAUCGGGGAGGGAAAGGGGGGGGUGGUGGUGGGCGGGACGGGGGGCCUGGGGGCGGGACAGCGGGAGAGGAGCAGCCGGGAGCGUCUGGGGGGAGAGGGGCCGGCGCCGGGCGGCGGGGCUCACUUCAAGAGCCGCAGCCAGAGCUUCAACACGGACACGACCACCAGCGGAGUGAGUUCCAUGAGCUCGUCGCCCUCGCGGGAGACGCUGCCCUCCAGCAUGGACACGGACUGCGUCAGCCUCAACACCGUCAUCAGCGCCCGUGCCGUCCAGACCCUGCCCUCCCUCUCCCCCCCCCGACAGCCCGACUCCUCCCCCCUCCCCAGGCCCAACGGCGCCGCCCUGGUCCCUCCUGGCUCCUCCCACACCCUCCCACGCCGUGCCCAGUCGCUCAAGUCGCCCUCCGUCGCCACCCUCAGCAGCCUGACGGACUGCGGGCUCACGUACUCCAGCUCCAGGGACGCGCUGGGCUACGCCACGCUGAAGUACGCCAGCUGUCGCGACGCGCUGGGCUACGCCACGCUGAAGAGGCUCCAGCAGCAGAGGCUCCACCCCUCGAUGUCCCACAGCGAAGCGCUCGCAUCGCCCGCCAAGGACGUCCUGUUCACCGACACCAUCACCAUGAAGACAGGCAGCCUGGACUCCAGGCUCACCCCGCGAAGGGUCCUGAAGGCCCUGAGCUUCGCCUCCCUUGACAAGGAGGAGCUUCUGAGCCCCAUCAGCCAGAGCUCCCUGCAGCGCUGCUCCUCGCUGCGCUCCAUGGUGUCCUGCUCCUACGCCUCCUCAGACGACUACAUCGGUCUGGCGCUGCCUGUCGACAUCAACAACAUGUUCCACGUCAAGGAGACACCGUACUUCCAGAAGAGGACCAGUCCUCCCUCUGAGGACGGAUCUGCCAAGUUCUUCUCUGGAGACUCAGAUGGCCCCAGUGACGGGCAGAGACGCGCGGGGCUGCGCUCCCAGCUGAGCAUCACAGAGCUGAUGGCGGGGAGCCGGGCUGGGCCGCCGCUGGGCCCAGAGGAGACGGGCCUGCAGGAGCACAGCGACGACAACUGCCUGUACUGCACCGGCCUGGCUGUGCUGGGCUUCCACGCUCACGCCAGCAACCCGGACCUGACCGAGGUCCCCGCUUUCUCCGAGUGGUGCAGUCCGCCUGUACAGAACAACCCGGAGGUCAUGGGCCAGUCCACGCUGUCGGGGGUGUCCGGCUGCAGCGAUGCUGUUUCUCAGGACUCUGCAGGAAGCACACACAGCACCGAACUGGUUCUGGGAGUGAAGUCCAUCCCAGAGGAUGCCCCCACCGGCAGGGUGCUACUGAGGAAGGAGGUGCUGCGGCUGGUGAUUCACCUCAGUUCCUCUGUGGGCACCAAGGGCCACGAGACCAACCUGCUAACGAUCAAGGAGAAGUUCCCGUAUGCGUUCGAUGACAUCUGCCUGUACUCUGAGGUGUCCCACCUGCUGGCCCACUGUAUGUUCCGUCUGCCCUCACGACGCUUCAUCCAGGAGCUCUUCCAGGACGUGCCCUUUAUCCCGAUGUAUGAAGAGGCAGAGAGCAUUCUGUCCUUGCCGCCAAAGAACAGCCUGGCCGACGCCCCCUCCAGCCCAUAACUAACCCUGCAGCUUCCCUCUCAACCUGUGGAGGCCUCAGUCACCCCCCCUCAGUCACCCCCCCUCAGUCAGCCCCCCUCAGUCAGCCCCCCUCAGUCAGCCCCCCUCAGUCACCCCCCCUCAGUCAGCCCCCCUCAGUCAGCCCCCCUCA
Osmerus eperlanus (European smelt) is the source of this 5339-nucleotide messenger RNA. Its product is annotated as rapamycin-insensitive companion of mTOR-like. The transcript is spliced from 38 exons. Gene Ontology annotation, biological process: positive regulation of phosphatidylinositol 3-kinase/protein kinase B signal transduction; TORC2 signaling. Gene Ontology annotation, cellular component: TORC2 complex. The record is from RefSeq and is a predicted model, not a curated record. Gene Ontology annotation, molecular function: protein serine/threonine kinase activator activity. The coding region runs from base 80 to 5188 and encodes 1702 amino acids. Lineage: Eukaryota; Metazoa; Chordata; Actinopteri; Osmeriformes; Osmeridae.